Messenger RNA from Chara braunii, 1320 nucleotides. The record is from the annotation of a GenBank genome assembly. Lineage: Eukaryota; Viridiplantae; Streptophyta; Charophyceae; Charales; Characeae.
AGUCUAUUGUUUUCUGGCUGAAAUAAAACGGGAGCCCCGCACGCAUGAUGCAGGCGCAAGAUUGGCAUUCUGAAUGUGAAGAUGUACGGUAUCGGUCGUUGAAGGCAGGCAGGAAGGACACCAAACUCGACGCUUGACGCUGGAAAGGUUCGCUGACGCCGACGCGUGAAAGGUCUGCGUGCAUUCGGUAAUAUCCAGCCUGAGGGUUAAUUAACAGUUGGGUAGUAGGGAGCUGUGCACGACUUAAUCGACUUCGCCCAGCACGCGGUAGCAAGUAUGGGUGUUGGGAUUAAGCAGUGCUGCCUCGCCGACCCUAGCUUGCUGAUCACCAAGGGCUUGAUUGGAGCAGAAUGGGUGGGCUCAGACGAUGGUUCCACGUUCCAGGUCGAGAAUCCAGCAACGCGAGAGGUAAUAGCGGAGCUUCCCAAAUUGGGUUCUUCGGAAACAGAACGGGCUAUUGUCGCUGCUGAGAAGGCUUUUUCAGUAUGGAAGAAGAAGACCGCUAAGGAGCGCUCCAGUAUCAUGAAGAGAUGGCUUGAUCUGGUAAAGGAAAAUGUGGAGGACUUGGCGAAGAUAAUCACUCUGGAGAAUGGGAAGCCUCUCGCUGAGGCAAUGGGUGAGAUGGCAUUCGCGACUGAUAUUAUAGAAUUCUAUGCUGAGGAGGCAAAGCGUAUUGAAGGUGAUGUCUCAUCAUCUAUUUUUGCAGAGAAGAAGAUUCUUGUCCUCAGACAGGUCUGUCCCGCUCUGGCAGCAGGCUGUACGAUGGUUCUGAAACCUGCGGAGUUAACCCCGUUCUCCGCUCUUGCGCUUGCUGAGCUCGGAUUGCGCGCUGGAUUCCCGCCGGGUGUGCUGAACAUUGUGAUGGGCGAUGCACCGGCGGUUGGGAAGGCUCUCAAGGACAGUCCAGCGGUUCGGAAGAUGGCGUUCACAGGGUCAACGGCUGUGGGGAGAACGAUCAUGGAGGGGUGUGCGAAGACGCUCAAAAGAGUUUCCCUGGAACUGGGCGGGAAUGCUCCAUUCAUUGUGUUUGACGAUGCUGAUGUUGAUCUGGCUGUUCAAGGACUGAUAGCUGCAAAAUUCUGGAAUAAUGGACAAGUGUGCAUCUCUCCAAACCGGGUCCUCGUCCACGAUGGAGUUUAUGACACGUUUUCCAAGAAACUCGCGGAGGCAGUUGGCGCUCUCAAAGUGGGAAAUGGGUUUGACAAGGAAGUGACAACGGGGCCUGUUAUCACUGUGCAGGGCAUGCAAAAGGUUUUUGCCCGCAAUGGCUGUUAAACAAACACUUUACCUCUGGCAGGACUGCCUGUCAGCUACUACCGU